UUCACAAACUCUCUUCUGUGGAAACGAAACUGAUCUGAGUCUCUGUCUCGUCUGUCUGUGUGAGAGUGAACAACCGUCACAAUGGCUCAGCAGGGAGUUCUACUGGACCAGGACCAGUUCUGUUGUUCUGUCUGUCAGUAUCUACUGAAAGAGCCGGUCACCAUACACUGUGGACACAGUUACUGUAGGAGCUGUAUUGAGGACUGCUGGGAUCAGGAUGUUCUGAAAGGGGUCUAUAGCUGUCCUCAGUGCAGAGAGACCUUCACUCCAAGGCCUACUCUGAGGAAAAAUAACAUGUUGGCUGAGAUGGUGGAGAAACUGAAGAAGACAGGACUCCAGGCUGCUCCCCCUCCUGCUCUGUGCUAUGCUGGACCUGGAGAUGUGGUGUGUGAUGUCUGCCCUGGGACCAGAAAGCAGAAAGCCCUCAUGUCCUGUCUGGCAUGUCUGGCCUCUUACUGUGAGACUCAUCUCCAACCUCACUAUGAAUGUACCGAUCAGCAGUGUAUCUGUUAUCAGUGUGUGAUGGAUGAACAUGGAUGAACAUAAAGGCCAUGAUACAGUGUCAGCUGCAGCAGAGAGGACUGAGAAACAGAGGCAGCUGGGGAUGAGUCAGCAGAAGGUCCAGCAGAGAUUCCAGGAGAGAGAGAAGGAGCUGAAGAAUCUCCAAAAAGCUGUGAAGUCUUUCAAGAGAUAUCAGUCUCUCUCCAGUAUCAGUGUAUCUUCAGACUUACCCAGCAUCGUUGUCUGUCCUCUUCAGUACUUUGGAGAUGUGAGAAAGACUGUGUGUGAACUGAGAGACAAACUAGAAGACUUCCUUAAAGGAGAAUGGACCAAGAUCUCCACUACAGUGAAUAUAGUGGAUGUUGUACUGCCUCCAGAGCGCAAGACCAGAGAACGGUUGUUACAAUAUUCCUGUCAGCUCACACUGGACCCAAACACAGCACACACACGCCUCUCUCUGUCUGAAGGGAACAGAAAGGUGACCAAUAAAUGCCAAGUCCAACCAUAUCCUGACCAUCCAGACAGAUUCACCAACUGGUGUCAGGUUCUGUGUAGAGAGGGUCUGUCUGGACGCUGUUACUGGGAGGUGGAGUGGAGUGGUGGUGUUUAUACAGCAGUCUCAUAUAAAGACAUCAGCAGAACACGGUCAGAUGGUGGAUUUGGAGACAAUAACAAGUCCUGGAGUUUACAGUGCUAUAAUAGUGGUGAUUUUUGGUUCAGUCACAAUAAUAUUGUGACUAAAGUAUCAGACCCUCAGUCCUCCAGAGUAGGAGUGUACCUGGAUCACAAGGCAGGUACUCUGUCCUACUACAGUGUCUCUGACCCAAUGACCCUCCUCCACAGAGUCCAGACCACAUUCACUCAGCCCCUCUAUCCUGGGUUUAAUAUCUAUGGUAUUGCUGAGCUGGUUAAACUGUAGUAGUGUCCACAUAGAUACUAGUUUUGCUGGUGUAGUCUAUAGCUGAGCUGGUUAAACUGUAGUAGGGUCCACAUAGAUACUAGUCAUGCUGGUGUAGCCUAUAGCUGAGCUGGUUAAACUGUAGUAGGGUCCACAUAGAUACUAGUCAUGCUGGUGUAGUCUAUAGCUGAGCUGGUUAAACUGUAGUAGGGUCCACAUAGAUACUAGUCAUGCUGGUGGUGAUGGUCCCCAGAUGUGAUGAUUCAUUCUGCUCUGUUUUAUCUACAAUGUUUUAAUCUUGUACAUUUCCAUGAAUCAUGAUGUAUGGUGUUGAUGUAUAUUGGUUGUCAUUCAGAACCAUUGAUAUGUUUUCUCAAUUGGUCAAGUUUUCCAUAGUGGCGUUGAACAGAUAGUAACUAAACUAUAUGGACUGGUUUCCUGGACAUGGAACAGAUAGUAACUAAACUAUAUGGACUGGUUUCCUGGACAUGGAACAGAUAGUAACUAAACUAUAUGGACUGGUUUCCUGGACAUGGAACAGAU
Molecule: messenger RNA, 1942 nt
Organism: Salmo salar (Atlantic salmon)
Lineage: Eukaryota; Metazoa; Chordata; Actinopteri; Salmoniformes; Salmonidae
Source: RefSeq, a predicted model, not a curated record